AUUUCCUCAUCUCACUUCAUGUUGAAUGCAGGAACUGUUGUCCCCAUGGAAGGAGGUUUUUGGAAACAGACUUGGAGAUUACUAAUCCAAGUAAUGCUUUUUUGGAUCCUUUUGGCAGCUUCCAUUCCUGGGAACAACUCAAAUGAUGACUCAGAGGAUGGAAUAUGCUGGUUCCUUGGCUGCAAUAAUUCUUAGGCCCUCAAAUAAGUAAAAGCAGAAUACCUUACUGCAAGUGAUUUUGAAAGAGACAGUUUUGAUUAUUCCAAAUUUUGUGCUCCAGACAGACAUCCUAAGAUUGCCUAUUUAUUUUAUCAGGAUGAUUCAGGGAAUAUCAUAUCUUACACUAUCCUCAGAGUGCUCACUGUCAGCAUGCAGACUAGAAAAGCAAAAACAAAAGAUAAUCAGAGACUAGAUUAGGGACAUCUGUGUAUACCUAAAAAUUUCAUCUGUAAUUGGACCUUAGAAAAUGAUUUACUACUUACUUCUGGGAUUCCUAUAAUAGUCUGCAGAUGCCUGGAGAUGAGACUACAUAUAAUUGGUUUGACAGUUUCCAAUGUAACAUCCACUGCACCAAUUCAGGAUUUGUUUAAUGUGACAUUGGAAAAAGUAGGUGUUGGACUUCUUGAAUCUGAUAAUUCAUCUCCAGCAGUGCUUAUUCUGUUACCAUUAAAGCAUAUUUCAAAAACUGUUAAAAACCUGAUUUCAAGUUUCAAUGAUGAAAAAAAGCAAACUCUUCCAAUUUGGGGCAGCAGUAAUAAUAGGUCUAUUAACAUCACAUUUAAUGUUCCUGAAAUAUGUGAUCUCUCUGUGUCAGUGUUCAAUCCCCACAACCAUAUCCUCUUCAUUCAAUGUCUUGCUGGGCACAUCAGAAUAGGAGGUUCAUAUAUUGAUGGGAAGUCUGCUUUUCCACUUAAGAUGAACCAAACUAGCCUUUGGAUGCCUGAAAACAACAAACAGUUUUCCCAGGAGCUGGGAUUUGGUGUUCAUACUUCUUCAGACAAUAUCACUUCUCUCGUGUUUGAUUUUGGGGAUGGUACAGUAGUUCAAGUCAGCAUCCAAGAUGGGUCUGAUGAAAUAGAAAUCAUUACUUAUCACCAAUAUAGAAAAGAGGGCACAUAUAUGAUCAAAGUGAUUAUUUUCAAUGAGUUUCAUGGAAAUGAAAAGGAGUUAGGACCAUAUUAUGUAGAAAUAGCUCAACAAGAUUUGAGGGUAUUCAUGAAUUCUAGCAGUGUCCAUAAGGAUGAAAUCCUAUUUUUUGCUAGCUCCUUACAAAGAACAACAACUGGAAAAUAUACAAGAAGCAUGAGUGAUUAUACUAUCUCUAUGAAUAAAGGACCCAUUGUUAUACAUAAAUUUUCAUCUACUUCUUCAUAUAAUGUGUUCCUAAUGGUACCAAACAGAACAAAUGGCUGUCAAGAUUGGACCAAUGUGAAUGUUCAGUAUCAAAUGCAAGCUGUUUCUAUCUUUACAAAUGGCACAGUGUUUGCCAGUGAUUCUGAGGUCACAUUUUUUGUUCAUACAAAUGAAAUGAGUCCUCUAGAGUUUGUUUGGCAUUUUGGAGAUGGUUCAUGGACAAGAACAACUUCAAGAAGUGUUAAAAAAAGAUACAGUGUUCCCAAGAAGUAUUAUGUGAUAGUUAAUGCUGCCAAUCAGAUCAACUCUGUUGCUUCUAACAUUCACACUAUCAGUAUAGAGCGGAAAAUUGUUCCAAAUCGGCUUGUGUCCAGCUCCUCAGCUCUAAUAAAUUCCAGUGUGACUUUUGAGUGCAGAAUCAACUUUGGUACAAAUGUUACUUACAUAUGGAACUUUGGUGAUGAUACUAUCCAUCCUGGAAAGUGGGUUGAGAGUCACAUAUAUACGAGGGAAGGAGAAUUUACAGUGGAGGUUCUUAUCUUUAAUAGUGUCAGCAUUGCAACUCUAAAAAAGCAAGUUUUCAUCGUGUCCAAACCCUGCCAGCCACCUUUGGUGAAAAACAUGGGGCCUGGGAGAAUACAGAUUUGGCGACAUCAACCUGUUAAGCUUGGAGUUACUUUUGAAGCUCCCAUUCAGUGUGAUAUUUCCCAAGGCCUUAACUAUAGCUGGUCCUUAAUGAAGUCUGAUGGCUCACUAGUGUUGCUUCCAACUGCUCUCAACAAGCACAGACAAACCAUUCUUCUUCCCAGCUACUUUUUGGAAUAUGGAAACUAUACUGCACUUGCAAAGGUUAAAAUAGAAGGCAGCAUGGUGUAUAGUAAUUAUUCAGCGGUUAUUGAAGUGGUUUCCCAGUCACCUGUCAGUGUGAUUUCAGAGGGGACCCACCUAUUGAUCUCGAAGACCCUUUUUUCCAUUAUUGUACUCAACGGUUCACAAUCCUUUGAUCCUGAUUAUCCUGGAACUCAUUUAAAGUAUUACUGGAAAUGUGUCCCAGCAAGUAAACCAAAACACACAUGUUUCAACUCUCUCAAGUUCAACAAUAGUGCAUCAGUCAUCUCUUUCCCAGCAUCACUUCUUUAUGACUCCUAUGACCAAUUUUUAGUGACACUGAUGGUGUCUAACGGAAACCGAAACUCUUCUGAAGCACAGGUGUUCCUGUCAGUUCAAUCAAGUUCUACAUUCAGACCACUCCACAUUUCUUGGGUUAACUUUAAAGACAAUUCUGUGAACUGGAAUGAAGAAUUUUCUCUCCAAGUGAAGUGUGAAGAAUGUACCAAGUUGCCUAACAUUUCUUAUUCUUGGGAUCUUUUUUUAAUCAAUGCAACAGAAACAAAUGGCAUGGAAGUUUCUUUUUGUAGAGCUACAGAUCUGCUAGGCUCAUCAAGCCUGAGUGGUGAUAUUUUGACAAUUCCAAAGUCAGAUCUACCCUCCAGGAUAAAAAGAAUGGCUAUUCCUAUGCCAAGAACCACACCUUUCCCAAAAGACGCCUCUGGGCAGGCUAUCAAGCAGCUGGCCCAAUCUGCUCCAGGGAAAGCCUCCAUUUCUGCAACCUCCAUAAACAUUAAAAUUGGAUUUCAUCAUGUAAAUGAUACCAGUCACUGGGAGAACAGUAGUCCCUCAGCUCUGGAAGAUCCUGUUCAGAAAGUGCUAUUUUAUCCAAAGCAAAGCUUACUAGAAAAAAAAUCUGUCGUAAGAUCCACUCAGGGAGAAAAGUUAGCAAGCACUGAGCUACCACAAAAUUCUUCUUACAUUUCUGAUUUUGAAUUUUAUUACAGCAAUAUCAAGGAGGCAAUGGAACCAUCAAGAGGAAGACAUCCAGAGAAUAUCAGUAUCACAGAACUAAAUGAAAAUGAAGAUACAGAUACUCUGUUUGACAAUGAUGAUGGUUACAACUUAAUUGAUUCAUCCUACUCCACUGAAAAUACUGCACCCUUGCUUAUGGUGGAUUGGUCCAAAUCAUUAAUUAGCAGAACUGUUUUUCAAAGCUACACAUCUUCAGGUAUCACAUCAAAAACUGUUACAUUUAAACCAUUUUUCCUGAAAGGUGGAGAGACAUAUGUGAUACAAGCUUCUGUAGUCUCAAGCCACAAUCCAUUAGGCAAAGCACAAUUAUAUUUUACUGUCAAUGAAGUUCCAAACAAGAUGUCUUGCCAAGUACAGCCCAGUCACGGUUAUGAGGCUUAUACAGUCUUCAGUGUUUUCUGCAUGUCUGGGAAAGCAGACUACUAUUAUGAAUUCAGUUACCAAAUAGGAAAAUCCUCCAAAAUACCUUUAUAUAGAGGGAGAGAUAUACAAUAUUACUUCACUUUGCCCGCUGGUGAAAUUAUGGACAAAUAUAAAGUAACUGUCUUUAUGGAGAUCACAAACAGAUAUGGCUCUAAAUCUCAUCCUUGUGCUGUGAAUGUGACAGUACUGCCAACUUUCCAUAGGAACAUAUCAUCUUUGAAUUACAGGCCAGAAGAGGAUCUGUAUAAUUCAAGUCUUAAAAAUCUAACCACUCUCCUACUUAUGGGAAACUAUGGAGAAAUUAGAAAUUAUAUAAUAAUGUUAACUAGAAUUCUGAAUCAUUUCUAUACAGAAGACCAAAGUUUUGUCUUUGACCUACAGUCACAAAUGAGGAAUUUAUUGAUUUCUUCAGUGUGCAACUUAUCUUUCCAGGACCAGGAAGAAAUUGCUGAUUCUAUUCUAAUGUUGAAUGAAUUAAUAAAUAUCUCCAAGCAGGUAACAUUUAACAGUGUGGUUUUGAUAAUCAAAUAUGUCAGAAAAUUAAUUGACCACAAGUUAUCUGGCCAAUUUGUGAUGAAAAAGGAGCUGAUGUCUAAGGUGGUCUUUCUAGCAUCAAAGUUAAUGGAAGUGAAAGAAAAGGAAAAAUCUAAGAAUGCAAAGCAUUUCAAAGAAGAACUCAUUAUAAGCAUUGCAACCUUGCUACUGAACUAUGUUUCUUCGAGUAAGGAACUUCAGUUUAAUAUUAGAACUGAGCAGUUGGGAUUCCAAACCAGACUAUAUUACAGUUUUCACAACUCUGUUGAACAUAUUGGCUCUGUUAAGGUCUACUUACCAGAUGCUCUAGAUGAGGACAUUUCUGGUAGAAUGGAAUUGGACAGCCAGUGCUACAUCAGCCAGCUAAUAUACUUCAAGGAAUAUCCCUAUUUGGAAGAGAGAGUUCCUGUUCAGACCAGUGGAGCUGUGGUUGCCCUGAGCCUCUACAACUGCAUUACUAAAAGGAAAAUCAUGAUAAAAAGACUGAAGAAUCCAGUCAGAGUAGUAUUUGAGAAAAAUUAUGAUCUGGAUGGUGGGCAAAAUAAAACAAUAUUUUCAUUGUAUCGAGACAAAAUGAACUUCCAUUAUUUCUCUGGGCUUCCUGAGGCCUCCCAGGAAUCUUUACAGAUAGUGGUGGAAUUUUCUAAAACCAACAGAAGAACUUUCCCCAUAAUGCUGCUUGUCAGAUUCUCUGAAAAACCUACUGUGUCUACUUUUAACAUAAAACAGAUUCGCUCCUGGGAUGAGCAAGUUGUUCAGAUUUAUAUACCUGCUGUUUCCCUGAAAGAUGCAUCAUCUGGUUAUUUAUCCUUGUUGGAUGCUAAUUAUGACCAAAAGCCUACAAACAAAUAUCUAGCUAACACUGUGAACUAUACUGUCAGUUUCCACUGGAUAAGAUGCCUAUUUUGGGAUGAGAAUAGAGGAUGGAUAUCAGAGGGUUCUUAUCCACAGCAGGGAACUACUCCACAAAUAGUUAAUUGCAGCUACAAUCAUUUUACAACAUUCACUGUUGUAAGAAGAAAACUAAAUGCCAGCUUUGAAGUGAAUGAUGUAUCUUUUUUAAAGAGCAUCUCACAAAACCUGUUCCCCAGUAUUCUCGUUAUGUUUUUUAUGCUUCUUUUUGCUUUUUUGGCCAUUGUAAGCAAACACAGAGAUCUACAUGAACAAAAGAAGAAUGGCUAUAUUUUCUUACAGGAAAACUCCCAGGCUAGCGACAAGCAGAUCUAUGCAGUUAUUAUUGACACAGGUUUUCGAGCCCAAGCACAGUUGACUGCAAAGGUUCACAUUGUUUUCUAUGGAGAAUAUGAAUUUUCAGAGACCAGAGAGCUUUAUUGUCCAGACAAGCCCUUGUUUGAAAGAAACUCCAGGCAUACCUUUAUAGUAAGUAUUCCAAAUAAUCUAGGCCCACUUUGGAAAAUCCACCUUUGGCACGAUAACAGUGGAUGUUCUCCAAAUUGGUACAUCAGCCAUGUGAUUGUGAAAGAUUUAAUCACUGGAGCAAGUUGGUUCUUUCCCGCUGAAUGCUGGUUAGCUGUGAACAAGUGGGCAGGGAAAGUUGAUCAAGAGCUCACUCCUCUCAGAAAUGGACUUGGUUUCAGGAAACUUUUGUACUCCAAAUUCACUGAGUACCUAGAAGAUUUUCAUAUGUGGAUAUCAGUAUAUAGCCGUCCAUCCUAUAGUUGCUUCACUCAUACUGAGAGGCUUAUAGUUUGCCUUUUCUUGGUAUUUGGCUAUAUGUCUAUCAAUGCUGCAUUGAUUGCCAUGGAACAAGAAGAGCAGGUUCCUGAAAUUGGCCUCCCAGAUGUCUCUAUAGUCUCUUUAAUGAAUGGUGUGCUUUCUAUUUUCAUCAUCUCUCCAAUGGCAUUAUUGUUGUCUCUGUUAUUCAGGCUCAGUAAGAGAACCACUAGGAAUCUCAUUGAAAACCAAUAUAAAUCCCAAAGAGGAUCUCCAGUAUAUUCAGCAAAGGAUCAUGAUUUCCAUCAAUGGACACAAAAUUUUCAAAAUAAAUAUGAGCAAAACAUAUUGGAGGAAUUUACUCUGGAGGCUUCCCCUGGAAAUGAGAAUGAGAAGAAAGAAGGAAGUGGCACUUCCUCUCCCAGAUACUCCAGGCAUUUGGGUGACUACAGCAUUGACGUAUUCCAAAAGAUAGACAUAUUCCAAAAGAUAGACGUAUUCCAAGGCAUUUGGGUGACUACAGCAUUGACGUAUUCCAAAAGAAUCCCACAUUCAUGUAUUUUGUAUUUUGUUUACAAAAUGAAUUUUGUUGUGGUCUUCUCCUUAGAGCCCUACAAUAGGUUAGAAGAACCAGCUCUGCAAAAACGGAUGGUUCUUCCUCUUUGGUUGUCCCAUGUGGCUUGGAUCACUUGUGGGCUAGUUUCUGUGGCUUGUGGGUUGGUGACAGGACUGCUAGGAUACAGGUUUGGUCCUUCAAAGUGUGUCCAGUGGAUCCAUUCAGUAUUCUUUUCCAUUGUGGGCUGUAUUUUUGUUGCCCAGCCACUUGUGAUAUUCUUUGUGGCUUUGACCCUAGCUUGGAGAAAAAAAGACCACAAAGGUUUCUUUAUUGAAGCAUUAUAUGAUGCAACCAAGAACCUUGAAUAUGAAUUGCAUCAUUUUUCCAAGAAUUGUGCCCUGUACCCUACAUACUGUUGCAUUCCCCACACUGCAGCUGACUUUGAAAAAAUACUAGUGGCCCGUCAAAGAGCACGUUAUUUACAGUGGGUUCACCCACCAACUUCAGCCCAAUUGAAAGAAGCCAGAGGAAGAAUUAGAAAAGAAGGUCUCUUACAAACAGCAAUAAGAAACUUUUUCACGUAUAUACUAAUGUUGUUUCUACUUUUAUUUAUCAUAUUUGGAAAAAAUUCCCAUCAUGAAUAUGUUCUUAAUCAAGCCAUCCGUAAUGAAUUUAUAAGAAAUGCCAGAAACUCUUUCAUUGAAGUGAAGAAUGCGGAUGACUGGUGGAAUUGGAGUUUGACAACUUUAUUGGAUGGCCUAUACUGGGAUAAACAGAAUAGUAUUGAUAUGCCAAAGACUCAGUCUGGACCCCUUGGAGGGAAAUGCCAUCUGAUAGGCACUUCAGUAAUUAGACAGCUAAAGUUCAUCGGACAACUUACAAUUCCUGUUGAAGCUUCUUCUUUUGUACAUCAGCCGGGGAAUCAAGAUAAUAAAAAUAUUCUUCAGUCAGACUCAGAAAAACUGAAAGUGACCCAGACCAAAAGAUGCCUCCAUUGUGAUCAAGUAGAAAAUGAAGAUGGCAAAUUAUCUGUCGUGAACCUGGGCAGGACAAGGGACAGAGCUUACUCAGUUCUGAUUAACCUAAGGAAUAGUGGGUGGAUAGAUAAAAGAACCAGGAAGAUCUCUAUGCAUUUUGCCCUCUACAACCCUCCUACCAAUCUUUUCACCAGUGUGUCCUUGUUGGCAGAAGUGUCACCCAUUGGUGACUUCAUUACAUCAUCCGUUGUGGAGUCAUUUAGCAUCUAUCAUACCCAAUCUGCUAUGAGUUACUGCAUCAUGUUUUCUGAGUUGGUUUUCCUGUUAUUUAGUCUCAUUCACCUCUGCUUUCAAAUGUUCACUAUGAUUCAGAAAGGGAUCCUCAGCUACUGGCAAGACUCAUGGAAUUGGCUAGAGAUGUGCCUAAUUGGAAUGAGUCUUUCUUAUUUUGCACACUCCAUUUUUCAUUUUAUCCUUGUGGUGGAUGUGAUUGAUCAAUUUCAUAAGGGAUUUUUCCAAGAAUUUGUGGACUUCAAUCUUCUUCUAUCCUGGCAUCAGAGGAACCGAUGUCUUCAAGGAAUCCUUUUAUUCCUCUUGUUAAUAAAAUGUCUUCGUCUCCUUGGCAUUUACAAAGCAAUUGCUCCUAGUUUGACCAUGAUGCGACUAUCCUGCUCCAACAUUAUUUGGCCAAUGCUGGCUGGCGUCCUGUUUACAGCAGCCUACUCAUACCUUGGGCGAAUUCUGUUCUCAACUCAUGCCUUUUCAUUUAGAAGCUUUGGAGACUCCUUCCAAAUGCUGUUGCUGUAUUUUCUGGGAACCAAUGAGAAGGGAACAUUCUUUAGUCUUUGCAAGUCUAAUCAGUAUACCAUAGUUUAUUAUUAUGGAACCCUUUUCAUGGCAGUGAUCAUAUUGUGGUCUGGAAUAUUGAGAGGAGUCCUUAUUUCUUUUAUGCAAAAUGCAAAACGAUCUUUUCGAAGUCAACAUCUGGUGAGAUUCAAAGAUGUCGCUGAUGGUACUUGGGAGAAGGUGCUCUGCUUUCUGGGAAUAAAAAGAUCAGUGGUAGCAUUGGAAAGGACUGUGGAGAACAGUAAUUUCUAUCUGGAUGAAUUUGAAAAUUUGUUGGAUGAACUUCUGUUGAGAGUUAAUGGAUUAUACUACAGUCUUCAUUGUUCUUCUCUAGAAACACCAGCUAGUGACCAAGAAGAGGUGGAGUGAAAGGACAAGACUCUAGCUUACAACUUCAAAUCAACUUCUGUCUGUGGAAAGCAAUACAUAGCUUUGUCAUUUGCAAAAUCAUAUAAGUCUUUAGAUCCUUGGUAGUAGACUCUGAUAAUAAUGGUCAUUUUUCUUUGAGGUUAUUGGGAUUGUAUGAAGUCAUUAGCUUUCUAAAUCCUAUGAUCCUUUGAUA
Messenger RNA from Sarcophilus harrisii (Tasmanian devil), 8788 nucleotides. RefSeq names its product polycystin 1 like 1, transient receptor potential channel interacting (gene PKD1L1). Lineage: Eukaryota; Metazoa; Chordata; Mammalia; Dasyuromorphia; Dasyuridae. The record is from RefSeq and is a predicted model, not a curated record. Gene Ontology annotation, molecular function: calcium channel activity; protein binding. Gene Ontology annotation, biological process: detection of mechanical stimulus; kidney development. Gene Ontology annotation, cellular component: membrane.